This is a messenger RNA of Mucor velutinosus, 765 nucleotides long. RefSeq lists its product as uncharacterized. The transcript has a single exon. Lineage: Eukaryota; Fungi; Mucoromycota; Mucoromycetes; Mucorales; Mucoraceae. The record is from RefSeq and is a predicted model, not a curated record. The coding region runs from base 1 to 765 and encodes 254 amino acids. Gene Ontology annotation, molecular function: nickel cation binding.
AUGACCAUACCAUCAGCAGCACCGUUUUUCACCUCCAAUGAAACCAGUAGCUGGCUGCUCUACAUUUUGACCGAUUCUGCUUUACCAACAGGUGGCUUUGUUGCAUCUUCAGGCCUUGAAGCGAGUUGGCAAGCAGGACUCAUCGAUAAUGAAAAUCUGGCAGCCUGGGUCACCACCUCAGCACACAAUUACGCUUCCAACACCAAUUGCUUUGUGAGAGCUGGCUAUGAAGCACCUGACCAUGAAGAUCCACUGGCCUAUUUGAUUGAAUCCGACAAUAUAUGCGAUGCAGUGAUGGCAGCCAACACAGUAGCUCGAAGAGCAUCCUUAGCACAAGGCAUCGCCAUGCUAACUCUAUAUCUAAAGUGCUUUACAGAUAGCCCUGAACAUAUCACAGAGAAGGAGCAUCAGCGAAACAUGGAGGUUGUUAAAAAGUGGAAAAGUAUGAUUCGAGGCGAGAAGAUCGAUGGCCAUUUUGCCAUUUGUUACGGACUCAUUUGUCGAUACCUCAAAGUGGAUCUCGACAACACGCUUCACUUGUGGCUCUACCUCUUUACUCGUACUAUUUAUUCCAGUGCGGUUCGAUUGAACGUGGUGGGACCUUACGAAGCACAGAAAUUACUAUUGCAAUCUAGAAAACCCAUUGAAGUGAUCAUCAAGGAGACCAAAGAUAUAGGUAUUGAGGAUUGCUGUCAGACAAAUCCACUUUUAGAUGUAUGUCAAGGCAUGCAUGAUAGACUUUAUUCUAGAUUAUUCAACAGUUAA